AUGGGUCACCAUGCAUCCAAACAUAAGCAUAAAUCGGGUAUUCAUUCAACUACAGCAAAAGUAGGCACCCCAUCCUCAAAACCCAAAAGUUCGACCACUGCUGCUCCUUCAAGCACUCUGAAACUGAAAUUGGGAUCUAAACUCACGACUAGAUCAACGUCAAGAAAAUCACAAUUUACAAAAGAGUCAAGACCAUUAGGCAGUAAAGAUGAAAAUGAUCAUCAAAAUAAUGUUACGUUAAAUGCUAAAGAAGCACUGGCAAAAGCUGCGGAAGAACGAUUACAAAAACUACAAGGACAAAAAUCAGGACAACGUGAUAGACUAAAAGAUAAAGCUAAACAAAGCAAGAAUGAUAAAGGAUUAUAG
Molecule: messenger RNA, 366 nt
Organism: Candida albicans SC5314
Lineage: Eukaryota; Fungi; Ascomycota; Pichiomycetes; Serinales; Debaryomycetaceae
Exons: 1
Coding region: 1-366 (121 amino acids)
Source: RefSeq, a predicted model, not a curated record